Molecule: messenger RNA, 2317 nt
Organism: Ectocarpus sp. CCAP 1310/34
Lineage: Eukaryota; Phaeophyceae; Ectocarpales; Ectocarpaceae
Source: the annotation of a GenBank genome assembly
UGGGGACACGCACACCCAACCAGGAUAUGCUGCAUGUACGCGUACUGGCGGCUCUCCUGGCAGCAUCCACCGCGUUGCGAAAAGAUACCGUCGCAUUCAAGGUCAAAUUGCCCCUGCGUUCCUCGCCGUUGCGAUCGCCGAGGCCUCCUGGUGCUGCUGCAUCACUGGCAGGAGAACAGCAGCAUGUUGUUCAACCCAACAGCGGGCGGAGACGGCCGGCAACAAGCAUGUCUCUCCUCCGCACCUUCGAAGCGAGCGAGCUCCAGCUCCAGAGGUUUAUCGGAGAGCUGGGGUUCGUGGAGAUCACCGACUGGGAGUACAACCGCCAGACGUCGCCGGUGGACCCUUCGACGCCUUCGAGAACCCUCAACUCCUCGGGCACAACCGCGAGGCUGUUCGAGGCCAGAACCUACGGCAACGCCAAGGUAGUCCUCAAGGAGUUCCUGCCCAAGGGUCUCAAGCUGGCCUACAGGGAGAUCGAGAUCAACGACCGGCUGCAGGACGCGUGGGACCAAAAGAACGGCCCUGGCGGGCGCCCCCCCGUGCUCGCCCUGAUGGGGAGCCUUGUCGCCGAUGAGUCCUUCAAGAGCAGGCGGUUCCUGGAGCAGUGGGUCUCCAAGUUUCCGUCGCUGCCGGUGCCGGCGAUAGGGAGCGUCUGGCUGGUGUACCGGUGGGAGGGACUGUACACGUUCGCCAGCUUCCCCCCUGCCAAGCAGGAGUCGGAGUUGUUCGACGCGUUCAACCCCACUGCCAGGACGAAGCGAAGGGCUGCCUUCGUGAAGCAGAUGAUGAGAGGUGCGACCAACGCCCUGGCUUUCAUGCACGAAUCGGGGGUCGUGCACCGGUCCUUGGGGGCGCCGAGCCUCCGAGUUAACACCCUCGACGAGCGAUAUCCAAGGCAGCUGGAAGUCCUGCUGUCAGACUUUGGGUUUGCUACUCGACUGUCGGAGAUCGAUGACGAAACCAUCCGAAGGGCGAGCUCGUCGGGGGCAACGUCACCGUUCGCAGUGUCGGACUUCCUCUUCCGGGAGGACCUCUACUCCCUCGGGUACGUCUUCCUAGAGCUAGUCUUCGGUGCGUUCUGUGACGACAAGUCCAAGCGGCCGGACCAAAACUCCCUGAAGCGGCUUCUCGAGGACAUCUUCAAGGGGGAUUUCAAGGCCUUUAAGGACUACUGCUUGACGGAGCCCGCAUGGGAGCCGGCGGUGGAAGUCCUCGACGCAGAUCGGGGAAGCGGGUGGGGGCUAGCCACGGCCCUGCUACAGGCGAGGGGCACGGCAGCGUCGAACUUUGACAGGGGGGGGUACGGCGGCGACUACGACUAUGAAGAAGAGAGUGCUCCGGAAGGGGGCCCCGGGGAUGUGAAGGAGGUGUCCAUGUCGAUGGCCAGCACGCGCGGGGUCUUGUCCCUGCCGUACUUCACCGACGCGCAGCGAUGAGAGAUGUAGGGGCGGAUCGCCCCUACCAAGGUUGCGUACGAUACCACAGUCCCCUCUGGACCGGAUUUCAAAGCUUGGUUGCUCUGCAGCGAAAAACAGAAGCGACUUCAGCUGUGUAUCGUUGGAACCGUCCACAGCUUGCCGAAAACAUAAAUAUCUUCGUUUAGUGUUAGUACCCUCUUUGUUUUGGUACAUGUGGUUUGAAAUUCGGUCCAGGGGGGGUGGUGUCUUGGUCGGAUAUUAUUUUGUGCAUGAGCGAAGCGUCGACUUGUUCGUGGACUGAUGUCAUCCUAGCUUAUUGUUUUUGUUGCUCACCUUUUUUUUUUCUGGGUUGUUGAAGAAUGCCUCUUCGUCCCUUGACUUGGCCGAGCUUUUGACACGAUCUCCGUCUAAUCCCUCAUCGACUGAACUCCAAUGGAUGAAGUUAGCUCGGUUGUUUGUUUUUUGGUAUCUGUCGUCCGGGCUGCCGCCUCUCAGGGGACGUGCCAUCGCUUACACGCGCGGGUCGGUUGUUCGGUUGUUAUACCCACGCACAAGUCACUUGUUUAUCUUGGAGAGUUCCCCUCUCGUGCGUUUUCGUGCUGUCGGGGGGUGGGGUACGCACGUCGACGAGACAAGGUGUCGUGUGCCUUUAGCUGUGAGAGCUCGCAUUAAGUGAUUGUUCUUGGUGGCAGCGAAGCUAACGGAAGCUUUCACUGGUGACUCCUUUAUUUACUGGUUGCGCAGGCGAGGCGGUAUAAAUAUGAAUAUGACGGAGGCGGUGGCGGUGGUUGCGACGUUGCUUGUGGUCAACGUGAUAAAAGGGAUGCGGGGGAGGUCGGAAUGGAAAGAUACUAGAAGACUGUGCCCAAAUCUUCGGACCAGUGGGUGUUCCCGAG